AUGGGGGCACUGCCAGGCUGCGGGCUUCUGCUUCUGAUCAGCAUCAUUGGGAUGGAUGACAGUUUUGGAGAACUGACCUGCCGGUCCUGCCAAGCACAUGUCAGGCUUCAGGUGCCUGGGGAAGCGGGCAGAGGGUACACGGGGCAAGGGGCAGAGGGCACAGGUGCCACACUGAGGGAUGUUGUGAGACAGGGUGCAGAUGACACAGGCAGAGGGCAGAAGGCUCAGGGGACAGAGAGCCCAGCUACCUGGGGUAGUGGUAUUCAGAGGCACUCUCAGGGGGUUGGGCAUUAUAUUAGUUCCAGGGGAGACUCUGAGAGGCACAAGGGAACAGUCCAGGGGGGGCAGGUUAGGGUUUCUAGGAACCUAGUUAGUGGUACCGGGAAUGUGAGUUCUAGGGAUGUUUUAAGUGAUGGUGAAGCUGGUGAAUUUGUGGGUAACAUGGGAAGUCAGGGGAAGAGAGAAGGACACGAGCCUGUGGGCACUACUGGAAGUUUGGUGAAGAGUUCAGGAUACGAGUCCGUGGGUGCAAGAAGAGAUCAGAAUAAGGAUAAAAGCAGUGAUCAGGGUGAUAGGGAUGAUGGACAAGUUGUUAUCACAGGUAGACAGCGAGUGGUUACUAGUGCAGGUCAGCACCAGGAUGCCAAGGAUGGCCGCUACCAGGAUACCAGGGGUGAAUUAUAUGAGAACGCUGAAAGGGAUGAUCAAGACGAGGAUAACAGCGAUGGUCAAUAUCAGGAUGCCAGUAAAGUACAGUAUAUGAAUGCUAGACAGGGUCAGUAUCAUCAUGUGAGUGCCAGGGAGGGUCAGUACCAGGGUGCAGGUAUACAUGGUCAGUACCAGGGUGCCAGUAGGGAAGGUCAGCACCAGGGUGACAGUACAGCAGGUCAGUACCAGGGUGCCAGUAGGGAAGGUCAGUACCAGGGUGCCAGUAGGGAGGGUCAGUACCAGGGUGCAGGUAUACAUGGUCAGUACCAGGGUUCCAGUAGAGAAGGUCAGUACCAGGGUGCCAGUAGGGAAGGUCAGUACCAGGGUGACAGUACAGCAGGUCAGUACCAGGAUUCCAGGGAUGCUCAGUACCAGGGAUUCAAUAGUGAUUGUCCUGAUCCCCAAAAUGGUCAGAACACCAGGGAGGGUCAAACCGAGAACUCAGCUGCACUCUCUGGCACCCCUGAAGGACACCUAUCUUAUGGACUCAAUGCUAGGCCAGGUGCCAGGACACAGAGACGUAUCCGGGAAACCCAGGGACGCCGGGUGACCCGAGCUCAGACCGGGGACCCGGACAGAAUGACCCGUUUUCGGGUGGAGGAACUGAGACUGAGCAGCAGCACGUUCUCCCUGACCGGGGACUCUGCUCACAACCAAGCCAUGGUGCACUGGUCCGGGCACAACAGCAGCGUGAUUCUGAUUCUGACAAAGCUGUACGAUUACAACCUGGGAAGCAUUACCGAGAGUUCUCUUUGGAGGUCAACAGACUACGGGACGACAUAUGAAAAGCUAAAUGACAAAGUGGGUCUAAAGACAAUUUUGAGCUAUCUAUACGUCUGCCCCACAAACAAACGAAAGAUCAUGUUGCUAACUGAUCCAGAGAUUGAAAGCAGCCUGAUGAUCAGCUCAGAUGAAGGAGCCACUUACCAGAAGUACCGAUUGAAUUUUUACAUCCAAAGCCUCCUAUUUCAUCCCAAGCAAGAGGACUGGAUUCUAGCUUAUAGCCAAGACCAAAAGCUAUUCAGCUCAGCAGAAUUUGGCAGACGUUGGCUGCUCCUCAGUGAGGCUGUAGCACCAAAUAGAUUUUACUGGACUGUGACCAUUUCUAACAGAGAUGCUGACCUUGUACACCUGGAGACGAAAACUAUAGAAGGACAUGCGCAAUACAUUGUUUGCAGAAUGCACAAUUGCUCUGAUGCUGUGAGGAACAAGCCAUUCCCGGGAUAUAUUGACACCAACUCGCUGAUAGUGCAAGAUGAAUAUGUCUUUGUCCAGUUAACGUCUGGAGGAAGAACACACUAUUAUGUUUCGUACAGAAGAGAACCAUUUGCGCAAAUGAAACUACCCAAGUACUCCUUACCCAAGGACAUGCAUGUGAUUAGCACAGAUGAAAACCAGGUGUUUGUAGCUAUUCAAGAAUGGAACCAGAAUGAGACAUAUAACUUGUACAUAUCGGACACAAAAGGAAUUUUUUUCACUUUAGCCCUAGAGAAUGUAAAAAGCAGCAGAGGACCGGAGGAAAAUGUCAUGAUAGACCUCUACGAGCAUUACACGGGUAAAGCCCAAAGGAAUGUUGGAUCUGAGCUGACAGAGACUGAUAUCUGCAUGUUUAUUUCAUCAGAUGCUGGCAACACUUGGAGACAGAUCUUUGAAGAGGAGCAUAGCGUUUUAUUCUUGGACCAAGGUGGAGUUCUGGUUGCCAUGAAGCACACAUCUCUGCCAAUACGUCACUUAUGGUUAAGUUUUGAUGAAGGGAGAUCAUGGAGUAAAUAUACAUUUACAUCUAAUCCACUGUUUGUCGACGGAGUUCUAGGAGAACCUGGUGAAGAGACUCUCAUUAUGACGGUUUUUGGACAUUUUAGUCACCGAUCUGAGUGGCAGCUGGUAAAAGUGGACUACAAGUCAAUUUUUGAUAGACGUUGCACACCUGAGGACUACCUGCCCUGGCAACUACAUAGUCAGGGUGAGGCCUGUAUUAUGGGUGCAAAAAGGACGUACAAAAAACGGAAAUCCGAAAGGAAAUGUAUGCAGGGGAGAUAUGCAGGCGCAAUGUCUUCACAGCCGUGCGUGUGCACUGAGGCUGACUUUGAGUGUGAUUACGUGAUACGUCACAGCAAUGGGCAAUGUUUACCUGCAUUUUGGUACAAUCCAUCUUCAUUAUCAAAGGACUGCAGUCUUGGGCAGAGCUAUCUCAAUAGCUCCCAGUACAGAAAAGUUGUGUCAAACAAUUGCACGGAUGGUGUGCGAGAGCAGUACACUGCUAAACCACAACAAUGCCCCGGAAAAGCUCCCAGAGGACUUCGUAUCACCACACUAGAUGGAAAGCUAACAGCUGAACAGGGGCAUAAUGUCACUUUAAUUCUUCAUCUCUUUUCUGGUGAUGUCCAGAGGACAAAUAUCCAGGUGGAUUUUGGUGAUGGAAUAGCUGUGUCUUACGCUAACCUAAGCGCAACUGAAGAUGGCAUUAAACACGUAUACCAGAAUGUGGGGAUUUUUCGAGUGUUGGUGCAAGUAGAUAACAACCUAGGAUCUGAUAAUACAGUCCUCUAUUUGCACAUAACAUGCCCCCUAGAGCACAUACACCUGAUUCUGCCUUUUGUAACCACAAAGAAUAAAGAAGUCAAUGCUUCUGUGGUUCUGUGGCCAAACCACGUGGGAACCCCAACUUAUGUUUGGUGGCUUGGGAACAACAGCGAGCCGGUCAUAAGCCUCGAGGGAAGUAUCACAUUCACAUUCUCUGCCGAAGGAAUGAACAGCAUAACGGUACAAGUCUCUGCAGGAAACACCAUUCUCCAGGAUAUAAAGACUAUAGCAGUAUACGAGCAAUUCAAGUCCCUGCGACUGGGCUUCUCACCCAAUCUGGAUGAAUACAACCCUGACAUCCCAGAGUGGAGACGAGACAUCAGUCGUGUCAUUAAGAGAGCGCUCAUGUAUGCAACAGGUGUGAGCAGCAAACAGAUAUUAGUCGCCGUCCUUCCUGGAUUACCAACAUCUGCAGAACUCUUCAUUCUGCCUUAUCAAGAAGCAUCAGAGGAUGGAAAGAAAACGUCUGAAGAUUUAGGACAGAUUUCUGACAUAUUUAUUAACAAGCUCAACCAAGACAUGGUCAAUUUUGAGCUGAAGCCAGGGGUCCGCGUUCUUGUGCAUGCCGCUCAUUUAACAGCAGCCCCUUUGGUGGACCUGACUCCGAGUCACAGUGGCUCUGCAAUGCUGAUGCUCUUGUCCGUAGUCUUUGUGGGAUUGGCUGUCUUUGUCAUCUAUAAAUUCAAAAGGAAAAUUCCGGGAAUUAAUGUUUAUGCACAGAUGCAGAAUGAGAAAGAGCGAGAGAUGGUCAGUCCAGGCAGUCACAGUGAGAGCAUGUCACCUAUUGAUACUCACUCUCAGCCGAAGGGUCCUGAGCAGCCGUUACAGGGCAGCGUGACAACACGGCCCAUAGGAAGUAUUUGCACAGUUGCUGAAAAUCAAAGCACAAAUGAAAAUCCAACCUAUGUAAAUGUGUGAACUGAAGACAUCCCAUCUGCAUCUGGACUAUUUAAAGUCUCCAAACAAAUCUAAAACUAUGGUUUUUAGCUUUAAACCUGUUCAAGAAGAUUCUUCAAGAUGGUUCAGGUUCUAAGUUUUUUCGGGAUUCUACACCCUUCUUUUCAAUUUGGUUGUAUUUAUAGAAGAAUAAUUACUUUCCAGACCAAGAAUUUGCAUGCUUUUAAAUAUUCUUGUUGUUUCUAUAGGUUUAACUGUCACAGUAGUUAACCAAUGCAGAUGUGUACCGAUUCCUACCACUUAAUGACUGUAUCUUCAGGAACUGGAUUGAUAUGACACAUUCUCUUCAAUGCAGAAAGUGGUUUUACUCUUGAGAGGUGGAUGAAUCUUGUAUAUACUCCUUUGUAAGAAAAUAUAUAAAUCUAGAGAAGAAUCAUCUCAUUCAUUGUUAUUUGUCAAAUGUGACAUCAUCCUGGUUGACUAAAUAAGGUAUAAUACAAUGGAAAAUACUUUUUUAGAAAACGCUAAACUUCUACACUGUUAAAACGUUUUACUAAUUAAAAUUGUUUUAUUUAUAAAUUGAACAGAAUAAGGUGUGCACAGAAAAAAACAUUCAAUAUAUUUUACCUAAAAACAAGAAACACCCAAUAUUAAAAUGAUAUGUAUGUUAAAAUUAAACUUUCAUGAUUAAGAAAAAACAUACAAUUUAAAAAACAAAACAAAAACUUUUCAUUUACUUCUACAGGUACAAAUCCCCAAAUCUGGAAUUCUAAAAUCCAAACUUAUUCUGAAAUCCAAACUUUAUAAUUCAUAUAUUUUAAAAAUAAAAUGAUCAAACAUUA
Messenger RNA from Bombina bombina (fire-bellied toad), 5030 nucleotides. Its product is annotated as VPS10 domain-containing receptor SorCS1-like. Gene Ontology annotation, molecular function: protein binding. The record is from RefSeq and is a predicted model, not a curated record. Gene Ontology annotation, biological process: post-Golgi vesicle-mediated transport. Gene Ontology annotation, cellular component: membrane; Golgi apparatus. Lineage: Eukaryota; Metazoa; Chordata; Amphibia; Anura; Bombinatoridae.